Messenger RNA from Cutaneotrichosporon oleaginosum, 2056 nucleotides. RefSeq lists its product as uncharacterized. Gene Ontology annotation, cellular component: cytoplasm. The record is from RefSeq and is a predicted model, not a curated record. Lineage: Eukaryota; Fungi; Basidiomycota; Tremellomycetes; Trichosporonales; Trichosporonaceae. Gene Ontology annotation, molecular function: choline kinase activity; ethanolamine kinase activity. Gene Ontology annotation, biological process: phosphatidylethanolamine biosynthetic process; phosphatidylcholine biosynthetic process.
UCCUCGUCCUCAUCCUCCUCGCCACUUCGCCUCCCAUCUCUUUCUCUUUCGCUUUUGUUUAAUCGCAUCUCUCGCUGCAAGGUCACCAUCGCCACAACCUCCCAUCACCCUCCUGUCACCCCUUAUCGCCAGCUCGGAGCGCACCAAAAAACCCAGUCGUGUGACGCCCCAAGCUCAUCCACGAAAUCUCAUUUCCUCGCCGUUACGAUGGUCGUCACCCCGAACGUGCACGCGCUCGACCCUCAGACGCCCAUCUCUCCGCUCCUCAGCGCGCAGCGUACCCCUCAGAGCCCAGCGAUGAGUGCGCAGGGCUCAGGCUCCAUCCCCCGCCCGGUGCUCCGCAAGGGCUCGACGGGGAGCUUCUCCAAGCUCGCCGACUUUUGGCUGGACGGCUCCCCAUCUGUGCCCGGCACCCCGCAAGAGGGCCUCUCCAUUGUCAAGGGCAUCCCGCACGUCGACCUCAGCAUCGAUGCUAGCCAGUGGCGCCACCCCGUCUUCAAGCAGAAGGUGCUCGGCAUCCUGCGCCGUCUGAACGUGCCCCGCUGGACGCACCCGAGCCUCAAGGGGUCGAGCAUUCAUCUUCAGAAGGUGUCGGGCGCGCUCACCAACGCCGUCUUCUUUGUCUCGUUCAACCCCAACCCUGAGCCGACGAGCCCCAGCAUGUCCCCCAUGCUCACUCCCACGAUGCCCCCGAGCGACCCGGACCGCCCUCCUCAGAUUGUUCCGGGAGAGUUCCCCCAGACCUUGCUGCUCCGUGUAUACGGCGUGUCGUCCGACCAGCUGAUUUCGCGCGACGAGGAGCUGCGUAUCCUGCACGUCCUGAGCGAGACCUACGGUCUCGGGCCACGGAUGUACGGAACCUUCGGGAACGGGCGCGUUGAGCAGUUCUUCCCCUCGCGCGCCCUCGUGCCGGACGAGCUGCGCCAGCCGCUUAUUGCGCGCGGUAUCGCGCGCCGCAUGCGCGAGCUCCACUCUGUCGACCUUCGCCUCCUCGGGUACAAGCAAGGCAAGGAGACCGAGCCGUACUGCUGGAAGUGUGUGAACGACUGGGUUGAGCCUGCCCAGGAGAUCCUCUCGGCGCUCGAGGGCAUUGGAGGGAAGUGGGAGGUGUGGGUCGCCCAGUACGGCCUGCACAAGUUCCGCGAGGAGCUCGAGGCCUACCGCAAUUGGGUGACGGCGCAGCCUACCAAGGGCAAGGGCGUGGUGUUCUCUCACAACGACACGCAGUACGGCAAUCUCCUGCUUCUGGAUGCCGAGAUUCCACCCGGUGUGCCCCCUCACCACAAGUACAUUGUGAUCGACUUUGAGUAUGCCGCACCCAACUGCCGUGGCUACGACAUCGCGAACCACUUCCACGAGUGGCGCGCCAACUACCACGACCCUGUGGCGCCGCACCUUCUCCACGGCCACGGCGACUACCCGACCCUCGAGCAGCGCGAGGACUGGUACCGCGCGUACUUGAGUGUGCAGAUGUCGCAGGGCGAGGAGACGUUGUGCAAGCGUGCCGAGAUUGCCCAGGAGCGCGUCGACGCCCUCGAGCGCGAAGUGCGCAUCUGGAGCCCGGCAUGCGCGGCCAUGUGGAGCUUGUGGGGCAUCAUCUCGGCCGAGGAGCAGGUGCGCACGUACGUCGCCAACCCCGACGCGAAGGACGAGCUCGAGUUCGACUACCUCGAGUACGCGCUUGAGCGCCGCAAGAUGUUCAUCGACGAGGUCAAGACGCUUGGCGUGCCGCUUUAAGCGCUGCGGCGCGAGGGCAAAGAUGGACGAGAGCCACGACGGGCUAUUGACGGAACCCCUGCGCUCGCCUGGGACGGGCGGGCGCACACGACCGUGCACAUCACUGUGCACAUGCACGCUCAACGCGUGCCAAGCCUGUAUCAAGCGUAUCUUGUUCGGGUACCUAGACCUAGUGUCGCCAUCACCUGGCGGCGUAAUUUGUAGGCUGUGAUCUCGGCGCAUGUGUGAUACACGCGUGCCUCACGGGCGUUGGGAGAUCCAUACACCAAAAACAUUUAUAUAGAUCGUACGACUGGUAUGUAUCAUUCUGGGCACUGAA